Hemiscyllium ocellatum (epaulette shark) is the source of this 1655-nucleotide messenger RNA. Its product is annotated as zinc finger and BTB domain-containing protein 16-A-like. Gene Ontology annotation, cellular component: nucleus. Gene Ontology annotation, molecular function: RNA polymerase II cis-regulatory region sequence-specific DNA binding; protein binding; DNA-binding transcription factor activity, RNA polymerase II-specific. The transcript has 5 exons. The coding region runs from base 1 to 1515 and encodes 504 amino acids. The record is from RefSeq and is a predicted model, not a curated record. Lineage: Eukaryota; Metazoa; Chordata; Chondrichthyes; Orectolobiformes; Hemiscylliidae. Gene Ontology annotation, biological process: regulation of transcription by RNA polymerase II.
AUGGCGACAGUCUCCGUACACAACCCCCAUCACUCGGAGGGCCUACUGCGCCAAGCCAACCGCCUGCGCCUAGCGGGGACGCUGUGUGACGUGGUGAUCAGUGUGCAGCGUCAGGAAUACCGAGCCCACAGCCUGGUGCUGGCAUGUGCCAGCCGGACGCUGGAGGAGAUGUUCCGCAGUCGGAGCGGCCGCUACAGCCUGGACUUCCUGGGCAGCCAUGUCUUUGAGCGGAUCCUGGAGUACGCCUACACGGAGAGGCUGGAGGUGCGGCUGGAGGAGCUCGGCGAACUGAGGCAGGCUGCCACGCUCCUGGCCAUGGACGGCCUGGAGGAGCUGAUCCUGGAGGUCACAUCCCGACUGGAGGACGGCGCACCAGCACCGAGUCUGGCGGGAAACCCCAGACCGGAUCCCACCCUCCCUGGCCCCGAGGGGAGCCCGGGAAUCCGGACCCCCAGGAGACCCUCCUUCCUCCUCCUCCCCAGAGCCGGGACCUCGCAGCCCCGCGGUACUGUCAUCACCGGCCCGGGAUCCCAGAGGGGAGCGAAGGGGCCUAGGCAGCCCACCCCAGUGCGUCCCCUCGCCUCCCUGCCUCCACCAGGCACUGUGCCCCUCCAGGCUCCCACAGGCCUGCGGCCUACUCCCCUUCCUGUUCAGCCCCACAGCCCGGCCUACCCCCUCCCCCUGGACCCAGGCUCGUACCCAGGGAACGGAGCACCGGGAACGCCAAGCCCUGAUGGUGGUGCCCGGAAUAGCCAGCAGAAUGGUGGGAUAGGCCUGGCGUUCCGAGGGAACAGCGCCGUCAGCGAGGGCCCGGUCAGGGUGGAGAGCUCCACAGUUCACCAGCGCAGUCAGAUGGAGACUGUGACGCUGUUCCCGUGUGAAUUCUGUGGGAAGAGAUUCCUGGAUAGCUUUCGUCUGCAAUUGCACCGGCGGUCCCACCUGGGGGGGCUCUCGAUGCCCAUCUACCUUCUGUGUGGGAAGGGUCUCGAGAUGCCGGUGGGCGUGACCCCUCGCGCUCCGGGACAGGGAGGGGCGAGUUGGCGCUACAGUUGCCGGGAAUGCCAGCGAUUAUUCCCCAGCCUCACCGCCCUCAAACGCCACCUCAGGUCCCACCAUGGGGACACGGGGCACCAGUGCCAGUUUUGUCGCCACCAUUUCUCUGACGAGGCAGCGUUGAGGAGUCACAAACAGGUCCAUCAGGGCGAGAAACCCUAUCAGUGCACUCACUGCAACAAGAAAUUCAGUCUCAAACACCAACUGGAGACUCACUACAGGGUUCACACAGGGGAGAAGCCGUUUGAGUGUAAACUCUGUCACCAGCGUUCCCGUGACUACUCUGCCAUGAUCAAGCACCUUCGGACUCACAAUGGGGCUUUGCCGUAUCGGUGCACCGUGUGCCAGGAGUACUGCUCCAGCCUGUCCGUCAUGCAGAAACACAUCAAGACCCACCUCCCCGAGGAGCUUCCCCCAGACUGGAGCCUGGAGGAAAGCUACCUCUACCUGUGUUACCUGUGACCGGCUGACCCCUGCCCUGUCUCCCCCGCUGGACCCCCUCCUCACCGCUCCCUCCCUCCCUCCUGGGCUGCUGGGGGUUGGUGGAGGGAGUGGGCCGACAGAGAAUCCCAUCCCAGUGGGUCAUACCUGCGGGCUCUGAG